Molecule: messenger RNA, 1742 nt
Organism: Orbicella faveolata
Lineage: Eukaryota; Metazoa; Cnidaria; Anthozoa; Scleractinia; Merulinidae
Biological process (GO): regulation of apoptotic process
Molecular function (GO): protein binding
Source: RefSeq, a predicted model, not a curated record
GUGGUCGGAGAAAGUGGUUGAGUGCCAAUCUGAUAAAAAGCCUGAAAUCACAUCGUUGAGUAAUUAGACCGUGGAAAGUUGCUCUCGUUAAGCGAAUCAUGGAAGAAUCACACAGAAAAGUCCUAAAGAAGUUGCGGUUAAAGAUCUCAGGAAACAUCGGUGUAAGAAGUCUAAGAAGAAUAACCGAAGAACUCUAUUCUAGAGGUAUUUUGGACGAGAAUGACCGCCAAGAGAUACUCGCGGAAAAGACAACCGAGUACAAAGCGUGGCUUCUCUUAGAUUUACUGCCGCGGAAAGGUUCCCAGGCGUUCCCAGUGUUUUUGCAAGCUCUUCACAGCUCUGGUUCGAUUUUCUUAGCGAAUGCUAUUCGCUCGGAAUUGUCAGGAGAAGAACCUGCAGGAGAAAGCAAUGAAUGGAGACCAAAAUCUGUUGGUCUCCCAAGAAAGGUCCCUAAAUUUGUAGGAAGAAGGGAUGUUUGUGAAGAAAUCACACAGUCACUGGCAACUGAAGGAGACGAUAGCACUUGCCUUAUAACCAUAGUUGCUCCACCAGGGUUCGGCAAGACAGCGGUGGCCACAAACGUAGGAUACAGCAUGUUGCAUGAAGGGAAAGAUGUGCUGUAUUUUUCACUCAGGGAUAUGCGAAGGCUAAACCUUGCAGCAGAACAUAUGCUGAAGAAAUUUUUUGGCAUUUAUGCGGAGGAAAAUCCAGUCAUGCAGCUGACAAGCCAUCUAAGUUCCCUUCAGCAUCAGACUGUGCUUAUUUUGGACAAUGCCGAAGACCUUCAAAUAGGAGAGGGGUCAAACUUUGAGGGUUUUUUAAAGGAAAUUGGUCAACAUGCAUUAAAUGUUGUCACACUCAUCACAAGUAGGAAUGCAGUGUCAAAAUUGGAACUCUUCCCCUUUGGCACCAAACAUAUUCCCCUAAAGCCGUUAACUAGCAAGGAUUCCUCAGCUUAUCUCAAGAAUCACGUGCUCAACAUUUCAGACCAUUGGGCACGGGAAUUUGCCAAGGCCUGUCGUGGAGUUCCUCUGCUGUUAACAAUAACUGGGUCAUUUUUAAAACAGAAAACAAUUGAUCCAAUUGAUCUCCACAUGCAACUUCAAAACUGUCCGCACAGUUUCCUCAAAGUUAAGAAUGCAAAAAUUGAAGAGCUGUAUUCUCUUCUUAGAGUAUUUUACAACAAUUUAGGUCCUGACAUGAAGGAAUAUCUUGCCUAUCUGGCAUCAUUUCCUACAUCCUUCACCAAAAAAGAAGCGAAAGAUGUAUUGUUUCCUAAUGAAGAUUAUUUCACCUUCCAACUUGUACUUGGUGAUCUUGAACAACAUUCACUUAUUCAACAAGUUGAAGACCAGAAUAACCUGGAGUGCAGCUACAGUUUACAUCCUCUGGUACAAGCCUUUUGUAAGUCUACAAGAGAGGAUUCUUGCACAGGGUACAAUACAGCAAUCAGACGUUUUUCAAAACAUUACCUUUCACUGCUGCAGCGGCUCAAUGAUGACUUCAUCAGCACAGACUGCAAGACUGUCAUUGACGAGUAUCAUGACAGAAAGACAAACAUUUCUCAUGCCAUUUUGGCAUCAAUAGAAGAUGAUGAUUUAAGACAUUAUGGGCUUCAGGUCUCCACUGAAGCUGUCAACUUCUUGGCAAAGGUCAUGAAACUGGAUGAGUUCAUGUCUUUGUAUUCUCAGUGUUUGCGAGUGGCAGAAGGAAUGCCUGACAAGACCCUGUACAGNGCCUAA